Molecule: messenger RNA, 579 nt
Organism: Lodderomyces margitis
Lineage: Eukaryota; Fungi; Ascomycota; Pichiomycetes; Serinales; Debaryomycetaceae
Exons: 1
Coding region: 1-579 (192 amino acids)
Source: RefSeq, a predicted model, not a curated record
AUGUGGCCUUUCACGAGCACCAAUAGUGGUACUUCUGGUAACGGUUCGUUAGGUGAGGGUCUACCGACCGAACUAAGAGCUUUUCUCCUCAAAGAAAAUACUGAAUCUAAACAAUUUGGACCAACGGAAGCAUCCAAAUUCGAUGCUUUACCCCAUGAUAAACAAGUUCGAAAUAAACUUUAUAAACUCCCACCAAUGACGGACGACGAAGUGUUUCAAUUUGAAGAAUUCAAAGUUACUAAUCAAAUACACAAGGCAGUAUCUAUCAAUUGUGCUGAAAUUGAGUAUCAUUUACAUCAAUGUUAUCAACAAUUUUCCACCAUUCGAAACAUGUUUCAAUAUCCUUGCUUUAAACAACAAAAUGAUAUGCGUGGCUGUAAGAAUUUACAAACUGAUGGGUUCAAAGUGUUGCAUUAUCAAGAUUGUUAUAAUGUUGAACAAUGUACAGCAAUGAAAUCAUUUGUUGACGAGGUUUUUGUUAAAAAUUUCGGCGAGUUGGGAGAGUUUAGCAGUAACGAGGAGAGGAUAGAUGGGUAUUAUCGUGACCUAAAUCUUGGAUUUAAAUACUUUUGGUCUUAG